Molecule: messenger RNA, 1695 nt
Organism: Spirodela intermedia
Lineage: Eukaryota; Viridiplantae; Streptophyta; Magnoliopsida; Alismatales; Araceae
Source: the annotation of a GenBank genome assembly
AUGCAGAGAUCUCGCCGAGCUCUUCUGCAGAAAAGAGCUGCUCUCGAGAGCUCCAACUCUGGGAGGAACCGCUUGGACAAGGUCUCCCUGUCUCUGAUCCUCCUCUCGUGGGGCUUCAUCUUCCUCCUCUGUUCUCUGAUCAGCCAAGGAAACAGCCAUCGAGGUAGUGGAUAUACGAUCCUUCUCCCACACGACUCGUCCAGGUUUUCAGGAACGGAAUAUUCUCCUCAUCGAGCGUCUGUAAUUUCGUUUUUCUUGGAUCGUAGAUAUAGUGGUCGGCAAGCUAAUGCGGCAGGACCAGGAGCAGGAUGAUCCUCGGAUUCACAGCUUCCAGGACAAUUCUGAAGAUUACAGACCUUCCGGCGAGGGGAACGAUUCAGCGGUCCGGUCGGAGCGAUCGUCUCUGGUUGUUCCUCCCGGCCUGGAUGAAUUCUUCAAGAGCGGCGCAAUCGCCGGAAAGGAGGGCAGAACCGCCGGCGGCGGCGGCGGCGAGGGGGGAGGGCUCGUUCAUCGUCUGGAGCCGAGCGGGAGGGAGUACAACUACGCGUCGGCAGCCAAGGGAGCGAAGGUGCUGGCCUGCAACAAGGAGGCGAAGGGCGCCGCCAACAUCUUGGAGGAUGACAAGGACAGGUACCUGAGGAAUCCCUGCUCGGCGGAGAAGUUCGUCGUCGUCGAGCUCUCCGAGGAGACGCUGGUGGACUCCGUGGAGAUGGCGAACUUCGAGCACUAUUCCUCCAGCGUGAGGGACUUCCAGCUGCGGAGCAGCCUGGUCUACCCCACCGAUUCGUGGGAAGAGCUCGGAAGCUUCACGGCGGCGAACGUGAAGCAGGCGCAGAGGUUCGCCCUCCGGGAGCCCAAGUGGGCGAGGUACCUGCGGCUGGACUUGCAGAGCCACCACGGGGCGGAGUUCUACUGCACGCUGAGCGUCUUCGAAGUCUACGGAGUGGACGCCGUGGAGAGGCUGCUGGAGGACCUGAUCUCCUCGCCGGAGCCGGUGAGUCCCACGGGGGACCCUCCGCCGCCGCUGCCGCUGUCGCCGCCGGCGGACCGGCAGAUUAGGGCAGACGAUCCAGAGGCCGCCCUGAAGAUCCUGAUGCAGAAGGUCAGGCGGCUGGACGUGGGCUUCCCCGUCUUGGAGAGGUACCUGGAGGAGCUGAACGGCAGGUAUGGGAGGAUGUUCGUGGCCCUCGACGAUCGGGUCGCCGGCAGCGAGUCCCUGCUCCGGCGGAUCAACGCAGAGGUAGAAGCUCUCCGACACAGCAGAGACGACCUCGUGAGUAGUAGUAGUCGUAGCUGCUCUCUCUCUCUCUCUCUCUCGAUCUCUCUCUCUUCUCUCUCUGAUCGGGAGUUCUUUGCUGGCUGCAGGGCGACGGGAUCAAGAAGCUCCAUUCCUGGAAUCUGCUGGUUUCGCAGAGGUUGGAGAUGAUGGCCAGAGAUCACGCGGUCCUCAGGGAGGAAGUGAAGGGCGUCCGGCGGGGGCAGGAGGAGAUGGAGAGGAGGGGGGACGCGGCGGUAUUCGUCAGUCUCCUCUUCGGCGGCGCCGCCUUCUUCAGGCUGCUGGCGGACGGGCUGCUGUCUGUCGUCUGCAGAGCCAGGAGGACGUCCAGGUAUGGCGAAUCCCGUGGGUCAAGCUCCACUUGGGCCGCCGCUCUUCUGCUGAGCACCUCCGUCGUUGUUCUGGUCUACCUCUUAUAG